AUGUACCAUGGACUUGUCCUAUGACUUAAGUCUUUAUAAUCAGUGAUAGGACUGCGUUAAGUGUCAGUUAAAUGGUGCCCGUGCUUCUGCCAAGCUUCUGUCACGCUUCACAGUUGGUAAAAGAGACAACGUGCUUCAGAGGAUAAAUCGCCACGAUAUUACUGAAAUACUGCCGAUGUGGCGUGAAGCCAAAGUCACGCUUCACAGCUCGUAAAAGAAACAAUGUGCUUCAGAGGAUAAAUCGCCACGAUAUUACUGAAAUACUGCCGAUGUGGCGUGAAGCCAAAGUCACGCUUCACAGUUGGUAAAAGAGACAAUGUGCUUCAGAGGAUAAAUCGCCACGAUAUUACUGAAAUACUGUCGAUGUGGCGUCAAGCCAAAGUCAUUCAUUCAGAGGAAAGAGGCGCUUCAUUUUGCUACGCUUCAGAGUUGUUUAAAGACAUAACACGCUUCAGAGGAAAAGUCUGACAGGAGCAAACAUACUUGAGGUUGCUACGCAUCGGGGAUGGUAAAAGAGACAACGUGCUAAAGAGGAAGAAAAAGUGCUACACGGAUUACUACAUGACUAAGAGAUAAUGGGUGCUGCCGCCAGUACAGCCGCUGUUCGUGAGUCACGUGUCAUUAGGCUCUCUGGAACUUCCGGUAGUACAUCGGACAGUUUAAAUGGGGAGAACGGUGAAACCAACAACACUGCAACAACAACAACAGCUGACCCCGACACCGGCAAAGCUGAAAGUGCUUUGGAUAAGGAGCACAGUACAGCCGGCCAAUCAGUCAAAUCCUCAGACACCGAGACUGACACGCAGCAAGAACGUGAAAAUAACAUCUCGUGUCUGAAACGAGAAAAAUCCGAAUGGAGAAAAGGAAUAGACUUUGGACAAAACUCAGUGGAGAAUCUAAAGGAGACAUUUUCGAAUUGGGACUCGGGAAAGGCUGACGAGUUGCUAGAAUGUCUUCUUCAAUUUUCAGUGCUGUACUCAAAACUCGGGAACAAAAACGAUCGUAAGCAACGAUUUUGUAAGCGCGAGCUUGGCAGUGAGAUGGUGCGAGUUGGCGCCAUAGACAUCAUGUGCGACAUCUGUGUAAGAAUUCUGAACAGGGCAAACAGAGGCAAGGACAUCCCUCUCAAGGAGUUCCAGAUUCUAGACGAAGCCUUGGUGAAUGUGCUGAACCUGACAGAUGAAUCGGUAGAUGUGUCGGAGAGAGUCUGUCAGAAGGAGGGCGUGCUGGAAGCCCUGGCCGAGUGUAUGGUCUGCAGAGAUAUGGCGUCAUGGGAAGGCGCUCAUAACUUGAUUGGUAUCAUCUACAACUGCAGCCGACGACCUUCCAAUAAAGACAGACUGAGGAGCAUAGGCUUCACGUGGAUGUUACGUCGUCUCCUCCUCAUUGACGACAAUCUGAAGUUGUUUCUUGUGUCCGUGGCUUUAGCCGGCAUCCUCACUGAUGAGGAAAGCAAACUGUUCCAAACAGAUGACCGCGCCAUUAGAGUGACGCUUCAGCUUUUCAAACAGACGUUAAUGUCAAGUGAUCACCGGUUUAAUGGACUGUCUUCUCACGAGUUGGCUGAAGCUACAUCUCGACUUGGGAUCAGUGACUCCAGCAAAAAACUUCUACUUGAUGUCGGCUUCUUGGUUCCCCUUCAGAAGUUGUGUCAGAAGGGGGAUGUUGAGGAACAGGCAGAAGGGUUGAGCGCCAUAUGGACUUUAGCGUUCCACAAAGACGUGCGUGAAGCGAUCCUUUCACAGAAAGGCCUGGUGGACAUUCUGAUCAGCCUCAAGAAGUCCCCAGAUGAGGCAGUGAGGACAAAGGCUGCUAACAUACUUUGGACACUCCGUGAAGAUCUCAGGUCCUCAACUGUACCCAACUUUAAGGCCAUCGGAGAGAAAUUGUGCCGGAAGCCUGUAAAGGAGAAGAAUGACUCGUCUGACUCGGGACGCCAUAUUAUGAUAAGUUACCAAUGGCUUGUGAAGAAGGAGGUGAUCUUCAGACUACACGAGACCCUGGAGGAGCAUGGCUACCGGGUUUGGAUUGACAGACAGGAGAUGAAGGGCUCGAUGACGGAUGCCAUGGCUUUGGCCGUGGAGGAGUCCGACGUCUUUCUAAUGUGUAUCUCCCAGAAUUACAAACAGAGCGACAAUUGUAGAGCGGAGGCGGAAUACGCGUAUUUUCACAAAAAACACAUCAUACCCAUUUUGAUGGAUUCCAAAUACGUGGCUGAUGGUUGGCUCGGCUUGAUCAAAGGACUCAAGAAACACUAUGACUUUAGCGAUGAAGAAUUCUUCGAUGUCAUGUUUGAGGAUUUACUGAAGGAGAUAGGAGGAAAGGGAAAAGGUGCAAAAAGUAACCAGCCCAUAGUGCUAUCGGGUUCGAAUAGCCAGAGUGGUCAUGGUGGCUUACCGGUGAGUGGCGUUCCUAACUGGACACAGAAGCGUGUCAGGCAGUGGCUUCACGAGACCGAAUGUCACGGGAAGUCUCUGCAGAAUUUUACUGGCAAACAACUGAUGUUUCUCAAACAGCUUAAGAAAGAGGCCCCAGAGUAUUUCUAUUAUUUUCUGGAGACGAAGAUUAAACUCCGUGAUAUUGACCAACUGACAGCGUUUGUGGCCGCUUUGAGCUCAAUACGUUGACAACUGUAGACUAUUGCCUAAACGUACCUGUGUGUUUUUGGAGACAAGACCGAAUCCAAGAGACGUCCUGGAACGGACACCGUUCGUGGUCGCUUUGACCUCUAUAUGUCAAUGAUGGUUCAGCUUUUUAAGGUACCGGUAUAUUCUUGACGACAGACCAAACUCGGCCUCAUACAACAGAUAACGUAGUUUGAGGAUC
Molecule: messenger RNA, 2826 nt
Organism: Liolophura sinensis
Lineage: Eukaryota; Metazoa; Mollusca; Polyplacophora; Chitonida; Chitonidae
Exons: 9
Coding region: 576-2627 (683 amino acids)
Biological process (GO): signal transduction
Source: RefSeq, a predicted model, not a curated record